Symbiodinium necroappetens is the source of this 5514-nucleotide messenger RNA. The record is from the annotation of a GenBank genome assembly. Lineage: Eukaryota; Dinophyceae; Suessiales; Symbiodiniaceae.
AUGGAAGCAGUCCCUUUUGGCUUCACGGCGUUUCUCCCCAGCGUGGAUGAUGGUACGCAGGGCGUUCAACCUGCAGCCGCAGAGGAAAAGGAUACUUCAUCAGAGUUCUUUGAUGCCCAGGAGCAGCGAGACAGCGCCUUGGUUAGUAUUUUGUACAGUAGCAGGGUGCCGAAAGAAGUUCGCAUCUCCUUAGGGCAAGCAGAGACAGGGGGUGUCGCGAUGAAUGUGACCGCCGAGGGUAUCCAAAGUCUGGCGCAAAGGUGCAAUGAUUUGCCUACGGCAAGCAAGGAGGCUUACCAGUUGGCUCAGCAGGACACCAAGAACAUGAUCAACUGCUGUGGGGAUGAGAAGUCGAAGGUCUGUCACGAUGGGCUGCUCGAGAUGAUCGACGACCGCGAACGCAGACACUUCGAGCUUAUCCUGGCGAUCGCCAAUGGUGGGCACCAGUGUGGAAACCUUUUGCAAGCCGUGAUGGACCUGUACCAAAGGAUUGACAAGAUAUUCGACAUCGAAGGCUCCGGGAAUGCUGGCAGUAACGUCAGCUUCAACAGCAAGUUCGUCCAGCAAGAGCUGCAGCGUUUGGAUGUGGUGAUCACAGACCUGGCAAACACGGAGCAGACCCUGUGCACUUUGAGCAGUGCAGAUCACAGAGACAGACUCAUGCGUGCCAUCCAAGCCGUGUCCAGGCAGCUGUGUACAUCUGACAUCCUGGCGAAAUUGAAAGAGGUCUUGAACACCAAAAGUCGCAUUGACGAGCAGCAGAACCAGGAGCACCUCAAGCGUGGAGACAAGCAGGCCCUCGUGUGGGUGGCAGAGGCUGAGAAGAACUGGCAUAAGACCCGCUUGGACCAUGCUGUGGAACACCGCGACAGGACCAAGAGUAAUCUCGAUGCCAAGAGGAAAGAGCUGCAAGAGCUGCAAACUCGCGAAAGCGUUUCUCGGGAAGACCUCUUGCGCAGCCAAAGAGAGCGCAAGAGGCAGCUGGAGAAGCAAGUCAAGGAGUUGCAGGAGCGGAAGGAGAAGGAGCAGGCCAAGCUUCAGGAACCCAUCGACCUGUGCCAGGACAAGACCGUGGAGCUGCAGAAUCGACUCUUGAACCUGGAUGCGCACAAUAUCAACCACAUAAUCAUCGUGGUAGAUAAGAGCGCGAGCAUGCACGGAAACCGCUGGAGAUCGCUGCUUCGCGCGGUCGAUGCUUUUCAAAAGGCUUGCGUCGCGAAGGGCUCGCAGGACAAAGUCACGGUUAUCACCUUCGACGUGGAAGCUUCAAGUCUUGUCAAAGCAGCUCCCAUUACAUCCGAUAUCGUUACUCGAUUCGGGCAGUACUUCGUAUGUUGGCGCGUUGAGGGAAGUGGCAAACUUGUGAGCUUUGUUGGUGAGGAGCAUGCAGCCGAUGAGCCAAGCUUCGCUCGCAUCUUCGUUGUCUUCCUCAGUGACGGUCUUACAGGCACAGAGGAUGUCAGCACAGCCACUUCUAUUGCAGCAAAGUUGAACGCUGACGCGACGGCAGCUAAGAGAUCGAUGUGUGCAUUCUUCGUGCAUGUGGACGACACCCCAUCUCGUCAGAUCGAAGAGCGUCUUCUGCCGAUUGUAAGGGCAGCCAAUGGCGGGCAGAAGUGCAAGGCAUUGGGAGAGAGUACCGUGGAUCUGUUAACGCCCGUGACUACAGGAGACCUGACGUCCCACUUUGCACAGCUGGCGAGCUACGUAAACAUGGAAAAAUGUGUGCUGGAGAGCAGACUUGCCAUGGUCAAAGCACAGGAAAAGGAGCUGAGGUCUAGAAGCACGCAGGAGACAAAGGCCCUGACGCAGGUUUACAAGGAUCAGAUGCAGGCCCUGACCAAGGCCAACAAGAUUGCAGAGAAGAGCAUGAAGAAUGAUCAUGCCACAUUGCAGAAGCUCUUUGCCGACAUGGUCGAAGAGUUGCAGGAGGAGGUCAGAGAGCUUGCGUCAGCAUCGGGAAAUGCGGAGGGAGCUGUGCUGCAGCUCGAGAUUGAGUACAAGAAGAGCCAAGCAAAACACGCCGCAGAAGAGGCUUCCUUCUCUCAGAGCGAGGAAGCAUUCAAGCAGACAUGCGAGAGCCUGUCCAAGAUGAGCCUGAACCAGGCGAAGGAGCUUGAGAAACUAAGCAAUCAACACAGCCAGUUCUUGGAGCAGUUUGGCACCACCGACGCCACGCUACUGUUCCGGCAGUUACAGGGUUUGGACAAGCUGACGAAGCAGCUGCAGAACAGCUCUGUCAUCGAGCAGGACCUGUGCUGCAUGGUGCACAGCAUGGUCACCUUCACCAACAGCUUGAAGGAUCAGAUCAGCAAUCCACUCCCUGGAGGAACCGAAAAAAUCACCAAAGCCAAGGUGGUGCUGAAAAAGCUGUUGAAACAGAGGCGGUUGAAGUACAAGGCCGCACGACUCUUCUUCUGCACUCCCCAGGAUCUGCCAGAGGAGGAUAUGCAGUCGCUGUUGACCUAUGAAGCUGAAGUACAACGGCUUGAUCCAGAGGAGGUUUGCAAGCCCAUCCUGUCUGCGGGAAUUACCGCGGAACGUAUUUGCGCGGCCGUGGAUGAGAUGGACAACAAAAAGGAUCUUGUCACGCUGGUUCAUCAGAAGGCUUACGAGAUGGACGAGUGCGAUACACAGGACAUUGAAGAGCAGCAACGAAUCAAGAAGAAAGAGCUGAAGAACAAAAAGGCCGAGCUGCUCAAGCAAGAGGCAGAGCUAAAGCAAGUUCAAAAGACACCUUCCAAGAGUAACGUCAGCACAAGUGACGAAGAAAACGACUCCAAUUGGGAGGUCGUCGACAAUUUCCAGGAGCAAGUGCAUGACCUCAAGGACGAAAUCAAGGAUAUUGAACGUGACAUCAAGGAUCUCGAGGCAGACAAGAACGGCAUGAAGUUAAGUGACUCGAUCCUCCUUGACUUGGUGCAACCAGCCGUAAAGACUGGCAGGCUCGCAGUGGAGAUUUGCUGCACCACCUUCCGGGAGCAGGUCGCUGAAGAGGAGAAAGCCGCUCUGCGAAGCACCUUCGAGUCCUUUCGACGCUUUGCCUCCAAUUUGGGCUUGAGACAGGUCGCAGGAACCAACAUCUCCAAGCCCAUGAGAACCUUCGUGAGCAUGACGGAGCAAGCCAAGAGCAGCCCAGAUGCACAGAGAGGUAUGUUCACGGACCGCUCCUCGAUGCAGCCGCCCACUCUCCUGGGCGCACAUGGUAGCGGAAAGCGCAUGGCUUUGGAAGAUGUCAAGUGUCAGGCCCAUAUGCUAGGUGCGUCUCAGCGGGAAGCAUGGAGGCUCUGCGAGGAUAGCGACCAGGUAGAGUUCGAGCUUGGCAGAGUUGCGAUGGACCAAGAAGGAUUGUUGCAGGCGAUGCUUCAGGAGGUGUACCAUAAUGACAGGCCCAUGGUUCAAAAUGUCCUCUGUGCAUUGCACUCGGAGCCCAAGUACAAAGAGAGCUUGUUGAAGCUCAAGUCACCUCUGGCGAUUCGAGCAUUCCUGAACAAACUGGUGAGCACACGGCCGCAAUCCUCGAAAGGCGGGCAGCAUCCUAAUCAUACUCCGUCACAGGGGCUAUCUCUACUGGAGACUUCAUCCUCGCAGAAUUCGGACGAACAAGUGGAAGCCAUGCGGAGGCAGUACCAGCAGUACGUUGGCACAGAGAUUGUGGAAUCGGAAUCUCACUGGACCUUGAUUCAUGACCUUGCGCCUGAUGCAGGAAGGGUGUCCCAAUGUCUGGGUACUUCAGCAUUCUUCACAGGUCAACAGUGCCAGCAAGCUGCAGCUGCUGCAUCGGCUCCAGCAGGACACGUGAAGAGUGUUUUGGACGGCAUGAAGAUUGAGAAAAUACUGGCUCCCCCUGCAGCCGCAAAGCCGGCGCUCUCGGCGACCACCAGUACUUGUCUGAUGCGAGCUGGAACAGUCUUGACAGUUGGAGUUCUCGGGUAUGAGUUCUGUGGUCAUGUCCGCCAGUAUUGGAACAACCAGGUUGAUCGCUAUGACCUAACAAACAGGCUGGUCUCCACCCUGGUUUCAGCAACGGCCGCUGCUGCCGGGGCAUUUGCUGGGGCCAGCCUCCUGUCAGGGGCUGAUCCAUGCGGGGUUGGCUUUGGUGCUACGGCAGGUGCUUGGCUUGCUUCAGAGCUCGCCAAGACAGCGAUGCACAAGGUGUUCAUGGAAUUGUUCGGGGACAGCAGAGAGCGUGCCCUCCGAGAUGCCUUUGCAGUACUUGGGCUCAGGCCCACUGCGCGCCCGAAGCAGAUCCGUCAGCAGUACUUGCGCCUCGCCACUGAGUGCCAUCCGGAUAAAACUUUAGGCUCACGCGACCGUUUUGUGCGAGUGAACUCUGCCUACGAGCUGAUCAUCCUCACCGCUCUACCCAGCAUGGAUGACCUUCGCAACCACGUGGACUGUGUGCUGCAGUCUCUUUAUGCGGAGAAGCCUGAGAAGCUCGGAGAAGUUAUGUUCUUGUUGUGCACCAUGGAUGAGCACUAUUCGCACCUGGCCAAGAUCACAUCAAUCCCCAAGGCUAUGGAGGGAUAUCUUGAGAGGCUGCUUCUCCAGAGCCCUAUGCCAUCGCCUGGGACUGGUGGGAUCCCUUUGAGUGUUGACGAAGCAGAGGUGAUGCUGAACGAUUGUCGUGACAGAUUUGGCACCAAUGUCGUUCGGCUGGAAAAGGCGGGCAUCAUAAGCCUUUCCAUUCGGGCCGGCUUAUCCAGGAGCUAUGCAGGUAUGGCAGUGGGCUGCGCAGGAGCUGCGGUGCAGUUUGCAGGAAUGACGUCUCAUUCGCUGCAGCGCGCUUUCGUGAUGACUGCAGUGUCCAGAGUUGCGGAAGCUGGGAGAGUUGUGCCGAUUGACCAAGCGAAUGUCUUCCAAGCCAUCUUCAUGAAGCGGCUCGCCAACGCUACAGCCGUGGAGUCUGAAUUGGCUCAGCAGCUUGCAAAAAGGUACGGUGACUUGGGAGCCGUUUGCAAGUGGGCGGGCGCGGCUGGCGCCAUCCUCCAGGUCGGGCUGCUCGGAUACGAGCUCUAUGCGGACAUCCGGAAAUACUGGAAGGGCGAAAUUGACGGCUACCAGUGUGCCGAGAACCUGACCAGCUCCUUCGCCUCAGCCGCAGCUGGUGCUGGAGGUGGUCUAGCUGCGGUAACACUAUGCGCUGGAGCUGCUCCUUGGGGCUUAAUUGUCGCCUCUUUGGCGGCAGGAUGUGUGGCAUCUGGGCUCACAUCCCUCGCAGUCCGUGCAUGCUUCCAACGCUGCUUCGACAAUGACCGGGACCGAGCACUGGACAAGGCCUAUCAGGUCUUGGGCAUCAACAGGGGCGCUGCUCUAGAUGUGGUGAGGCAUGCUUAUCUGACCAAGGCCAAGGAGACACACCCAGACAAAGGUGGGAAUGAGGAAAUGUUCAUUGAGUUGAACAGUUCCUACGAGCUGAUCCGUCGAACUUCUCGUAGAUCGGACGAUGGAGGGCAUUGUGGCUCCUCUCCGGCGCCGCAUCCGGAGCCAAUCCAAUACACAUGUCGAACUUAA